Molecule: messenger RNA, 3235 nt
Organism: Herpailurus yagouaroundi (jaguarundi)
Lineage: Eukaryota; Metazoa; Chordata; Mammalia; Carnivora; Felidae
Gene: GLRX3
Product: glutaredoxin 3
Exons: 10
Coding region: 45-1025 (326 amino acids)
Biological process (GO): intracellular iron ion homeostasis
Cellular component (GO): cytosol; nucleus
Source: RefSeq, a predicted model, not a curated record
CGCCGGCCGCCCGCGCUCGAUUGCUCUUGUCUGGCGGCUGCAGCAUGGCGGCGGGGGCGGCCGAGGCGGCGGCGGCUGUGGUGGAGGUCGGUUCAACCCGACAGUUUGAGGAGCUGCUGCGCCUCACAGCCAAGUCCCUCCUCGUGGUCCAUUUUUGGGCGCCAUGGGCUCCGCAGUGUGCUCAGAUGAACGACGUGAUGGCAGAGUUGGCCAAAGAGCACCCUCAAGUUUCAUUUGUGAAGUUGGAAGCUGAAGCCGUUCCUGAAGUAUCUGAAAAAUACGAAAUUAGUUCUGUUCCCACCUUUCUGUUUUUCAAGAAUUCUCAGAAAAUUGACCGAUUAGAUGGUGCACACGCCCCAGAGUUGACCAAAAAAGUUCAGCGACACGCAUCUAGCGGCUCCUUCCCACCCAGCGGUAAUGAGCAUCCUAAAGAAGACCUCAACCUGCGCCUGAAGAAACUAACUCAUGCUGCCCCUUGCAUGUUGUUUAUGAAGGGGACUCCUCAGGAGCCCCGCUGUGGUUUCAGCAAGCAGAUGGUGGAAAUCCUUCACAAACACAAUAUUCAGUUUAGCAGUUUUGACAUCUUCUCAGAUGAAGAAGUUCGUCAGGGCCUCAAAACAUACUCCAACUGGCCUACCUAUCCCCAGCUCUAUGUGUCUGGGGAGCUCAUAGGAGGACUUGAUAUAAUCAAGGAGCUGGAGGCAUCUGACGAACUAGAUACAAUUUGCCCCAAAGCUCCCAAAUUAGAAGAAAGGCUCAAAGUACUGACAAAUAAAGCUUCUGUGAUGCUCUUUAUGAAAGGAAACAAACAGGAAGCAAAAUGUGGAUUCAGCAAACAGAUUCUGGAGAUACUAAAUAGUACCGGUCGGAAGAGCGCCGGGGCACGGGCAGGAGGCCUGACACCCAGUGCUGCCUGGUCCUGUCAGCUGUGUGACAGACCUGAGGCCCCUGACCCCGGCUUCCUAACAGAACUGUGCGAGGCUGCUGUGGGCCUUCCCCACGUCCAGCUUGGCCUCAGACGCUAGGAGAUCGGUUAGCUCUGUCAGAUCGUAAGCAUGUUUAGAAACAAUACCUUUUCUUAUACACCCUUGACAUCUUUGACCAUUAAUUUACUUGUUUAGUUUGCUUUAAGGAAACCCUCCACGAAUGCUCAGUGGGCAGGACUUUUCUUGGGGCGCUUACACCUGAUAGCGCCUGUGUGUGCCACGCGCUGUUUCUUAGCCUGGUCCCGCAGGGACGCCGCAGUGCUAACCCCCCGGGAGCAGCACUGCUCCUAGUUAGGUUUUAAAAUAAGUUUUAACUCCUACUUUGGUCUUGUUGGGAGGACUCGAGCCCAGCGCUGAGUGAUAUCAGCUCUGUGGGCCUGGACGUGUGGUGAACACGGGGCAGGGGUGCCGUCUGCUGUGGUUUCACCUACACCAGUCUUGUCUGCUGCGGAGUGCUGUUUGACAUGGCGCUUCUGAAGGCAGCGAGUGAGGCAUUUUUACUAGUAAAGUGUCUCAUUCCUGGAGGAGAAGAACAGGCUUAACAUAGUAGGUCUUGAAUAGCCCUGAAGCAACAAAAAUAGAUCUGCAUUUGUUAUGUUAUAUAUGUGUUUUAUUUUUUUAAGACACAGUCUUCAAACCCAAAUACUCCUGAGCCUGUUCUUGUCUGAAUGUUUUAUAGCCUGUACCUUAGCCAUUGCUAACUCUUGGGAAGAUAACAAUCGAUCAAUCUCAUUUAAUUCUAAAGCCGAGCUGUGCAGGCAACUUCGUUUUAGGUAUAAAACAGGAUGUUACAGGACUCUUGAUGUUCACCUGCUAAAAAGACACAUCUGGACAUUUGUGAUAUUGGUAACAUUUUCUCCCGAGAAGAUAACUGGGAACAGUUCUUAGGUUGCCAUUUUAGUCCGUUUCCCACACAGCACGGUUCUUCCGUCUUUAGUUCAGCGGAAACAUCAUAGUUGCCAGGUGGGUUAAUUCUGGCUGGCCUUUAAGAGCACUGAGUGCUUUUUGCUGUUGAAUGGUUAGAUAAAGAACUUACCUGGUAAUUCAAUGACUCAGUCAAUCUAGUGUCUUGAGAAAAAUAGCAACUAAUUAGUACAUGUUCAGUGAGGUCAUGUUAUCACUACUGCAGAAUGUUUGUUUACAGAGGGAAUAUUUAGAUAAGGUCGGCGCACAUUAGUGGUGAUGAUGAUGGCGAUCCCCGUGUGCCAGACAGGCUGCCUUAGUGCUUAGGCCGUCCUCACAGCAUCCUGAGUUCCUUGUCCUCAGUCGUCAGAUGAGGGGACACGGAUGAGAAGUUAGGUAAUCUGCAUGUGACGUCACAACUCGUGAGUCCUUGAGUCCAGAUUCCACCUGCAGGCUUCUGGGCCUCUCCGUGAGCAGCAUGGCCUCCUGCCCUCCAGGUCAUGUGCUCAGAAAAGUCCUGCCUGGUCCUUUAGUGCAGUACGAUGUGUGCUUGUUAAUGAGUUAAUGUUGGAAGAUCCCAGAACAUCGCUGAGAGUUGUCUGAGUUUAUAUGACAGAAUCACACCUGAUGGGGUUUAACCAGAGAUGAAGUCACAUGGAAUUUAGUGUGUGUGUGUGUGUGUGUGUGUGUGUGUGUGUGUGUGUUUUAAGUAGUCACCAUGCCCAACGUGGGACUUGAAUUUAUCAUCCUGAGAUUGAGAGUCGCAUGCUCUACCGACUGAGCCAGCGAGGUGCCCUGAUUUUCGUGGUUUUAUUGAUGGAUGUUCAUGCUGCUUAGUAAUAACCUGCAAAUUUACAUCAGAUUAAAUGUUUGUCUUAAACUAGAAAAUCUCAUUCAUCAUUUAUUGUCACAUUUUAAAUUUGAUGGCUGUGUUCCAGAUUUUAAAUCUGCAAGAUAGCACACAACAUUUCUGGAUUUGUAUGUCUUUUUAGUGGUUUUUGACCUCUACAUGUACACUUUUACGCUCGUAGUACUGCGGCCUUUCCAGGCUGGGUUGAAACAGUGAAGCCUGUGUACCACUCGUGGGGCUAUGGGUGUUUUGCUCUAAUUGCUGUGUUUGUUAAUGCUGAUCACUCUGUUGGCUUUGGAAUGCCUUUUAAAACCUCAGUUCUGUAAUCUGAUAGUGUUUAUGGCAUAAUAGUUAGUUUCAGCGUGUUGGUGAGCUAGAGUUUUAGUCCAGUGAAGUGUUUCUUCUGGUCUCUGAUAACGGAAGCAACCUGUGAUUGUUCUUCAGACGUUUCCAUUUUUCAUCUGUCCGCAUACAUGUUGUUUUUGCUUUCUGUUUU